This is a messenger RNA of Culex quinquefasciatus (southern house mosquito), 3462 nucleotides long. Its product is annotated as F-box only protein 25. Gene Ontology annotation, biological process: protein ubiquitination. NCBI's taxonomy places the organism in Eukaryota, Metazoa, Arthropoda, Insecta, Diptera, Culicidae. The coding region runs from base 699 to 1763 and encodes 354 amino acids. Gene Ontology annotation, cellular component: SCF ubiquitin ligase complex; cytoplasm; nucleus. Gene Ontology annotation, molecular function: protein binding. The transcript is spliced from 6 exons. The record is from RefSeq and is a predicted model, not a curated record.
CGCGUUCAGUUCAGUUCGUCGCGAGCAGCUGAGAGCGUGAGGUCGUUUUCCGAAAACUUCGUCACAAUCUCCCCGUUUUCCGAGGUUGUUAUUGUUGUUGUUUUCGAGUGUGUAUGUGUGUGUGCCAACCAGCUGGAAGAGGCAGCCAGUCAGGAAGGAAAAAAAGGUCGCAAGAGGAAAAUUUUUGCGUCGUCGAUUUCGCUGGAUUGAACCAGAUCGAAGAAAAUAGUGAAAAUUUCGGUGCCGUUGCCCGCUCGUCGUCGGAAAAACUAAAUCCGUCGGGAAAUUCCGUCCUCGGCCAGGAAUAGGUCGAGCACACGCAGUUUUUUUUCUCGUCUUCCUGUAGGGGCCAUUUUUAGAACCUUCCCGUCCCGUCCAAACUCCCCGACAGAGAGGAGAGGUGGGAAAACAGACCAGGAAAAGUCAUCAACCAGAAUUUUCCUUUGUCGUGUCACGGGUACGACGGCGGAGUGCAGCAAAGUCUUCGGUAACCGGCCAACAAAAUAGUGUGUCAGUGAAUUUGCGCUUUUUUUCGGGCCGCACAAUCCCGUUGAGCCCGCGCAAAGCGGUUAUUAGAUUGCGAAAGUUGCCCAGCUGAUUGGGGGGAAGAAAAAGACGAAGAAACCACACGUGGAGGUGCGAGGACCAAUAGCCAAGCAGAGCCGACAACAACAACAAACCCAACUCCAACCAGCAGCAUGCCGUUCAUCUCCAAGGACUGGCGAUCACCGGGCGAGGCCUGGGUCAAGACCGACGAGGGCUGGGAAAAGCUCAAGGUGCUGGAGUGUGUCAAGCGGAAAAGAUGCAUCUCCGAGUGCAGCAGUUCCAGUGACACAGAAAUCGACAAUGAAAACAGUGACACCGACAUCCCGCCGCACUGCCACAUCACGCUCAAGUGCACGCGCGAAAUUGCCGGCUUUAACGGUCUGGGCGAGGCCGUCCGGCGGCUCGACUUUCGCUCUUCCGUCCGCGACGGGCGCCGCUUCAACUACGUGUGCGCCCUGCUGCGGCUGCUCGUGUCCGGCAAGGGCAUCACAAGUCUUCCGGGCGGGGCCCAGCGGCUGCUGCUGCAGAUGCUCGAGGAGGUGGCCACGUACGUGAGCGAUUCCCAGCAGAACAUCAACGUGCUGCGGGGGCUGGUGCAGCAGCUGCGAUCGCUCGUCAACCAGGAGAACCAAAAGUGCUGGGGCAAACCGCUCGGAAGUCAGAGCCUGUGGGAGGGCCACGUGCAAACCAUCCAGCGGAUCCAAAACAUUGCUAGUCAGAUUCAAAUCAGGGAGCCCGGUCCAAACAUUCGCCCAAAGCUACACGACCUGCCAGAGGAGUGCGUGCGGGAGAUCAUCCUCAAGCUGACCGACUACAAGGAUCUGGAAUCGUCCGCGUCGGCCUGGUCGCUGAUGGCGGCGCUCAUCUCGGAGCAGCGCGUGUGGCGCGAGCUGUCGCACUACCACUUCACCAAGCAGCAGAUCGACGUCAUCCUGGACAAGAUGUGCCUCCAGGACACGAAGGAGCGCCACCGGAACUGGCAGGCCAUCUACCACGCGCUGCGAAAGAUGUACGGCGUCCCCGAGGAGCUCCAGUACGCGGAAAUUCUCGCCUUCUGCCGGCUGUGCCGGUGCCUGUUUUGGCCCUCGGCUGGCCAUCCCUGCAUCGUGGACCAGGACCCGGACAUUCGGCAGCGCAUCCGCGAGGCCGGCAACGCCGAGUCCAUCGAGACGCAGCCCGUUCCGCCGGCCCAGUUCCUCAAGUACUUUUCGCUGUAGAAAGGGGGUGGGCGGUGUUGUUGGUUUUUUCAGUGUUCAAGGAUUGGGGAGCCGUGGUCAGAGGUUGAAACAAACAAUAAGCAUUAACAAACAGAGAGCAGCAUCACGAUUUUAUUACGUAGCAACAGCAGCAACAGGAUAUAAUACAGAAGAAAGCAUUAUAUUUUUGAAGCCGUUUCAGGACGCGCGGAUAUUGCUCUUUACGCAAAUCAAACACAAAAACACACAGACAUACAGAUACAGAUUUAACAUCGACCUGCUCAGCGCUAAUUAGUGAGAGAGAAAGACGUUGCUUUUUGUUCGUGAGCAAACAAUCGAAUUUUAGUAGCUUCUGAUAAGAGAGCGAGUAAUAUACAGCAUGAAUCGUGUCAGAUUUGAAUUUAUUACGGCAGAGAAGUGAGAGUUAGAGAUCAGAUCGUAUUUACACUAAUCCAGUAGAUUACCAAUGUAUGCAAUUGAUAGCCAGACUUCUCGUUUUGGAUAUUUUCGGCGCUGUUGCAAUAGGGGAAUCUUUUGCGUCUAAUCAUUUGAGUUGUUCUUAAUACAUUCACGCGCAUAACUCAACCUCUUAGAAACAAUAAAGAAAUCGUACGUAAAAUAAAACAAUAUUCAAAACCGUUCGAGUAUUUGUGAUAUCUUUUCGAUUCGAUUCGAGAUUGCGUGCAAGUCUUUCCUGCGACAAAGAACCAUCGCAGAUUGCGUAACUUCUCUAGACUACAUUUAAAUUUUAAUUAAACUGCAACAAAAAACAAAAGCAUAAUAUGUGAUAAAUGAGCAAACAAGAGAAAUCUCUUUAAAACAUACACAACAAAAAAGAAGUUCUAUUCUGCGAAUCGCGCAACGAUUUUCAAUUGAAUCGCGAUUCCGGAAGUGUUUUUUUAAAACGCAGAAACAUAACUGCUCUUCAUUUUGGACGUUCUUUUUUAAACUCUAAUCUAUUUGUAUCUAUAUGUUAUAUAGAAUUGAACUGAAUUAUUCUUAAUCUAAUCACGUCGUCGUCGUCGUAGUAAAAAUCAAAACUUGUUAUUGAAACUUUUUUUUUCGGAAAUCCGUUAGGUUAGUUUUCGAAGCGAUUGCAUUCAACAAAUCAAGUUCCUUUUUACGUAAAAACGAGCCCAGCAAAAAAAAGUAACGGAAAUUCAAAUAGUCAAAUAAGCCCCCAAAACGGAGGUAAAAACAAGCCAAUCAUCAAAUACCAAUAGUGUUAAGUUGUGCUCUUGAUUUCAUAAAUUUCACAAAACAUCACACCUUCACAUAAGCAUUGUACCGAUAAGUAAGUGUCCAACAGAGAGCACCCAAUAAAAAAAAACACACAUUCAGACGGGAAUCGUUCGUUUUUUCUACGUUAUUGUGUAAUAGAAGUGGUAGAAUUUAAAUGAAACAAUAUCAAACACAGACACACACACACCAAUAAAGAAUAUCCCUAGAACUAGUGAGCCAAUCAUUAUUGCUGCGCUAACCGUCGGUUAUUGGUUGGGCAAUCCCGAACAGACAGAUGAAGAAGAAGAAGAAUUCAAACAAACGAUGACAGCUAAUUUAACAUGGUUCAGAAAAGGUUGAAAAGAUUGGGACAAGCAAAAAAUGUUCGUUGAAACAAGAAUGCAAGCUAGAGAGAUUAAUAAAUAGUAAUUUACUAUGUAUUUCGUUUAUCAGAAAAAUACAAUAUAAAGAUAAAUAUAUUUUAAAUAUAACAUGAAAA